GGGAAGGGCUGCAAGUUUGACAGAUGUGCAUGAGGAGGGGCCUGGUCGGCCUCUCCUUUUGUACCUGCUACCUGGCUUUUUACCUCACGAACAAGUAUGUCCUGUCUGUUUUGAAAUUUACCUACCCUACGUUGUUCCAAGGGUGGCAGACGUUAAUCGGUGGACUUUUGCUUCAUGUGUCUUGGAAGCUGGGCUGGGUGGAGAUCAACCACAGUUCAAGGGAGAGGGGAAGAGAGAGAGAGAGAAACAUUGACGUGUGAGAGAGAAACAUUGAUCAGCUGCCUCUCACAUGCCCCCAAGUGGAGACCAGCCCGCAAACCAGGCGUGUGCUCUGACCAGGAAUCGGACUGGCGAUUUUGUGGUUUAUCUAAUGUUUUGACAUGGCUUCCUGCUUCAGUGCUGUUUGUGGGCAUUAUCUAUGCUGGUUCCAGAGCAUUGUCCAGACUGGCCAUUCCUGUGUUCCUCACUUUGCAUAAUGCAGCUGAAGUUAUUAUCUGUGGGCACCAGAAGUGUUUUCGGAAAGAGAAAAUGUCUCCUGCAAGGAUCUGUAGUGCCCUCUUCCUCCUGGCCGCUGCCGGAUGCCUUCCCUUUAAUGACGCCCAGUUUGAUCCAGAUGGAUAUUUCUGGGCUGUAAUUCACUUAUUCUGCAUGGGGGCUUAUAAGAUACUACAGAAGUCUCAGAAACCCAAUGCAUUAAGUGACAUUGACCAGCAGUACUUAAACUAUAUAUUCAGUGUGGUGCUUCUGGCAUUCGCAUCUCAUCCCACAGGUGAUCUCCUCAGCGUUCUGGACUUCCCGUUCCUGUACUUCUACAGAUUCCACGGCAGCUGCUGUGCCAGUGGGUUUUUAGGAUUCUUCCUCAUGUUCAGCACAGCCAAGCUAAAAAGCCUUAUGGCCCCGGGGCAGUGUGCAGCCUGGAUUUUCUUUGCGAAGGUGAUCACAGCUGGUUUAUCCAUACUGCUGUUUGAUGUGACCCUGACCAGUGCUACCAUGGGGUGCCUCCUGCUCGGUGGACUUGGAGAGGCCUUGCUGGUGUUCUCAGAGCGGAAGGGCGCCUAAAGAUGACCACAAGAAAAGGAGAGCCACCAGCUGCCCACCAGAGAGGACAGCCCCAGGCUGCAGAGGUCCUUGCUAUAUGUGUUAGAAAGAAGAAUGCAAAGAUGGUGAGACCACGGCUUCUCACUGUGUCAGGAAUGUUCUGAGGGUCUCUGGGCUGCUGCAGAGACUGGACUGUGUUGUGUCUUCCCUCUGAGAGGCUCACUAGAGCCGUGCUGUUCCCAGUCGUACAGAAACAGAUGCAGGGUUUCCCCUGGAGGGGGGCCAGCUCCGCUCACCUGCACUGACGUGCAGGCCUCCUCAUUAAACACCCUUCCCAAAACACUGCUUUCACUCUGUGGUAGUAGCCCAAGAUAUGUGGUUGCAUUUUUUGUUUUGUUUUGUGUUUUUACAUCUUGGGAGCCUCCUGGGGAUGUCCUUUCCUUGCUCUCAUGCUGGCUUGCCUAGAGCCCUCACGCACCCACUCAUGCGAAUUCCUCAAGAGGUCUCCCACUCAGCGGGGUACGAAGCCAGCAAGGACGCUAUUACUCUAGAGUGAGUGCUGAAGCCUUUUUGUGGUAGUGUGUUCUAUUGUGUUGUGCUGUAUUAAAUUCUGCACACUUAUUUUUUUUACCUGCCAUUCAAUUAACUUGAUACUAAAUGACCACCAGAGGGAAUAGGGUAUGUAAGCACUGAUGAUGCCCUCCCUGGGCAGGUGAAAACAGAAACAGCCCUUUAACAUAUAGGUAUGUGCACAUUUAUAUUUAUAUUCCUUAAAGCUUUUAACACCCCCCAAAAAAGCUUUUAACCCAUUUAGUGAUUACCAAUAUCUUAGAGUAAGUUGCAAAUCAUUGAACACCGAAGCGUACUUUUCAGGCCUGAUUACAAAUUGGAUUAAAACUCUAAACCUUGCCUCUAUGGGAAUCAAAAGAAAUGAAUUUGCAUGAAAUGGUUAUUUGAUUGUGAACCCACAGUGGAGGUUUAAGAAAAUAAUGUCUAACCCCAAAUACUUCUCUGCAGAGUAGGUUUUUUAAAUACCUUACCACUCUGCCAGGUGUUGCUUUCGGUCAUUUUGAGAUGUAGGUGAUAGUGAACUCCAGUGAGCCGUCUCCAGGCAGGGCCAGGCCCUGGAGUGGUGGACACCCCCACCCGCGUCACUGAUGGAGAGGCCCCCCCAGUGCCUGGGAGGUGAGCCUGGCCCAUCCUCUGCCCUGUGAAGAGCGGGGUCAGCUCAGUCAGCAGCCAUUCUUUCCACACGUUUUCUCCAACGUGUAGAGAAAAGAAGAGAAAAUGAAACAAGUAGAAAUGGAUUUGUAUAUGUGGAAUUUGCGUACGUCAAAUUAAUUUCCUUGUCCUUUCCUGACCUCUGCUUGCCAUUUCGGUAAAGAUCUUCAGAGCGAUCUUUGCACAUAGGGAGUUUCAGUUUCCUUUCGCUCUGCACCUGGGAUGUCCGACUUCCUAUAAAUUAGGAUCAAAUAGAAAGUUUGGGUUUGGAAAUUUCCUUGUCCUUUUGCUCCCACAAGACCCUCUCUGUAUAACUGAGGCCAGCUCUCUUCCAUGUGUGGCACGUGGCAUCUGUCCGACUGUCAUCUCAUACCAGUCUCUCCGAGUGGCCGUUAUGUGACUGGCAAUUCCUAAGGCUGGAAAGAUCCGUGUGUCGUUCACAAGCUCAGCCCGCUGCUUCCAGCAGGACUGACCUCCAACACUUUGAAAAGUUGUGGGCAUUUCUUUUAAAGAGUCUCUAGCCAGGGAUUUUUGUUGCUAUUGUUAUUGUUGCUGCUCUUGUUUUUGUUUGCUUGAUUUCUUAAAAAUCAUAUUCCAGAGCCCCAUUGUUUUUACUUUGACAUUAGCAAGAGGCAGAAUAUAAAUAAGGUAUUUCUUCCACAUUUCAUCAUGUUUCCUUCAACUUCUACCUCUUCUUGAGCUUUUUUCUUCAACCUUCAACCGCCACCUCUUAUGCCCAAGCUCACAUGCUCAGCUCUGAAUGGGCAGUGAGCCCAGAGGUCUGCAAAACCAGGGGCUGGCCCCGGGCAUUGCAGCCUUGUCGCUGUCACCUCCUGGAGCUCUCAGGGCCUCAGGGCCCCUGGACGGGCAAUCCCCAGGUCACCCCAGCACUCUCGGUUACCUGGAUGAUCCCUUUGGUCAUGUCCUCUCUGGGUCCCAGUUACCUGGGGCCUUGUCGGCCGCAAGUCAAAGCCGGGGUGUUUUGUUUUUUUCAUUUGUAGAAAUGAAGAAUGUGCUUUCUGUCGAGAGAGGCAAGGUUCUGUAUGAUUGUGCAUUGUUAUUAAUCUACUAUGGAUAUAAGGAAAAUAAACUAUUUAUUUUUUUACUUAUUGGUAAUUUGCCUUUCUCUUCUCUUUAACCCCAGCAGGAGGGAAUUGCAGAAAAGGUUGUCAUCCUUGGGGAGGGAGUUCUUUCAUCUUAAACAUGGGUCCAGGCUUCUACCAACAUCCAGGCCACUCAUCUGUCGGUCGGGGGGCCACCCAAGUCCUCCCUCCAGACCGCUCUGUACAGCAGGGGCACGUGUGGACUCUGAGCACUGAAGUGGGGGCGGGUCCAAGUCCAGAUGUAUUAUAAGUGUGAGUGCACACCAAUUUUGAAGAUUUUAGAAAAGGAUGUAAAAUAUACUCAUUUUCAUACUGAUUACAUAUAUAGAAAUAAUAUUUUUGACAUAUGGUAUAAAAUAAAAUACAUCACCAAAA
Phyllostomus hastatus (greater spear-nosed bat) is the source of this 3737-nucleotide messenger RNA. It is a transcript of the gene SLC35D4, whose product is annotated as transmembrane protein 241. The record is from RefSeq and is a predicted model, not a curated record. Gene Ontology annotation, cellular component: Golgi apparatus. Gene Ontology annotation, molecular function: antiporter activity. The coding region runs from base 175 to 1059 and encodes 294 amino acids. Lineage: Eukaryota; Metazoa; Chordata; Mammalia; Chiroptera; Phyllostomidae. The transcript is spliced from 16 exons.